UCUCCUUCUGCGCUUGCGGAGUUCGGCCUAGACCAAAUGGCUUGACGACUUGCCAGCUUGACACAAGGCAAACUUAUCUAAUUACAUCACCUGCACUUGAUGCCGUUCUGACUGUAUGUGCACGCAUCUUAGCAACUACAUUUUGCUCUUCAUGGAUUCAACCGGAGCUGGUUGACUUGUUUGACUCAUGCGAGUUUAGCAACUCAUAUUGUAUCAACGUCUUUGUCAAGAUCAACAUCAGAAUACUUAGUUCAAUAUGUCUAUAUUUACGGCAGCCCUUCAUCCUAACGUUGGCUUAGGCUUCCUUGUACUUGGUGCUUCGCUCCAUGAUAUCUUGACACGUCUUAAAGCCGAACCUCAACGUUUCCCCAAGCUAGAUCUUACCUAUUCUGCGACUCAGCCUGUCACGGAUCCUGUCGUCCUAGCCCUUCCCGCGAACGGUGUACGAUUACGCUUCGACGGUCGGGAGCAACGGCUCCGCUUAAUCGAAGUCACCGACUUUACCAAGAGCCGUAUCACCUACCAAGAAAAAGAUAUCGCCAAACCAGCACAAGGAACAUUAGGGUCUCCUAGAUUAGGUGGCGAUGCUACAACAGGUCCGGCAUUCAAGAAUAUCUAUCACCGCCUGUUUGGACCAACCUAUGCCGGAGAAUAUAUACCUCCAACAGACUCGGGGAACAGCAACGCUGUAGGAACGUACAUCUUGUCAUAUCCUGGCGUAGCAUUUAGCUUCCCCUUGCCGAAGUCCGCUUAUUCUCCCAAUAAGGAUGUGGUUUCUUUGCUAUCUUCGUCUGCAAGCCAAACAGCCAGUUCUGUGGCGGUAUUCAGUGGGAAGUCUUGGGCUCACGCCCGGGAGACGCUUUGGGACGAAAUUCUCCCUAGCGUCAAGUCGACAUUUCUGUUCAGUAAGAGUAAGGAAGUCGUCCCUGAUGAAAUAUCCCUAGUCAAGAUACAUGGUGGUGGAAGGCUUCAGUUAUUCAAGAAAUGGACGAAUUCGUCGGUAUGGAUUAACUUAGGAGAGACCACGCCCCAAGAUCUGGUGGCAGAACUCGGCCCACCCGAUGCCAUAUAUCGAAAGAACGACCAAAGGAUGUAUAUCCACAAGACACGCACUGCAAGUCACAGCAGGUCAAGAUCUAACGGUGGCGACUAUAGACGCCCAGAUGAUCUAAUCGACACUGAUCAAUCUUCAGCCCAUACGGGUUCCGAAGACUCCGAAGACGAAGCUAUCGAAGAUGAAUUUAUUGGAAACGUAUCUGGGGAAUGCUUCUACAAUUAUUUCUACCUAGGAUUUGAUAUUUUGGUAUCGCCGCCUCAACCUGCUUCACGGACACCACCGUCCCAAGUUUCUACCCUGAAUGGCAAAGAAGUCCCUGGAGAAAAUCCGGUCAAGAAUGGUAUGGCAGACCGAUUGGUGGCUACUAAAAUGGUCCUUCACGCGAAUGUGCCGGGUUCGUACCCAUUCAACCGACACCGACGCUGUCGUUGGGAGAUUCAAUAUCUCGUAACUGAUAAUUCGUCCAAUAUCUUAAACUCCGAAACCCCGUUCGAUGAUAUAGAGGAACGGCUGAGGGAGGAGUGGAAGAGCACGUAUUCGUCGGAAGAGGACGCCAAAAGACGCCAACGAGGAAUGGUGCUGAAUAGAGGAUGGGGAGAUAGUCCUGGGAGCAGCUGCGAAUUCCUGGGAGGCUGGGAGGAUAGCAGCGGAGGAGUCGCUGCAAAGAAGUUUGACGGAAGCGAAGAUUCUACAACUACACUAUACGGAUUCCCGGGGAUGGUCUUUGAGGUUUUGAAGAAUGGGUUUGUUAGCGCGGUCACGGUUUAUUAAGUUUCUGGGUCUGUGCAUCGGAGUUAUUACUCAUUCACUCAUAUCAUUCAGCAGAGGAGAGUUAGAAUAUUCAUAGGAACUUGAACGGCUAGUCUCGUUACGAUGCCAUAUAUGCCAUAGCUCGAGUGCGUCUGUCGAUUCAGCAUUGUGAUUUGGCCGGCCGCAUUCCCUUUCUGAUUAUACCCCUCCCUC
Molecule: messenger RNA, 2020 nt
Organism: Annulohypoxylon maeteangense
Lineage: Eukaryota; Fungi; Ascomycota; Sordariomycetes; Xylariales; Hypoxylaceae
Exons: 2
Coding region: 257-1828 (523 amino acids)
Biological process (GO): Golgi to plasma membrane protein transport
Cellular component (GO): trans-Golgi network
Source: RefSeq, a predicted model, not a curated record